CGGCGACGGUGGUGACGACGUAAUGCGCGCGUGAUCUUCAAUUUGUCGUCGACAAUCAUACCGCUAUAUUUGAUAAGAAAAAAUAAAAAUUGUUUACGACGUUAUUCUUUGACCGGACGGUCGUCACCGCCGAUAGUUGCUAAUAUACGUUUUGUCUCAUGUCGUUAUCUCAAUAUUAAUAAUAAUAAUCAUAUUAGGUAUAUCAACCAUUAAAACAAUUAUUAAUUGUUUUAUGACAGUUUCGAUCUCGAUUUAAAUAUUAUUCGUAUUUACGGGAAUUGUUACAAUACUUGCGACUUCACUGUCCGACGGCGACAAUUCGCACUGUUGAUAACCAAAUACGUUGAUGUCAAACAUUCAAUGUGGUCUUAAGAUGUGUCCUUAUGAACGGAGAAUACGCUCAGCCACAGCACAUUUCAGAUGCCAUCUACCUAGGUGCUGCCAUCGUACUGAGUAUUAUCGGAAUAGUUGGAUUUCUUUUCAACACCUGUGUAAUUUUCAUAAUGAUUAGAGAUCCACGGCUAUGGACCCCUCAAAACGUGAUAAUAUUCAACUUAGCAACGUCUGACUUGGCCGUUUCUGUAUUGGGGAACCCAGUUACUUUAGCCGCUGCCAUCACCAAAGGCUGGAUUUUUGGUCAAACCAUAUGUGUUAUCUAUGGAUUUUUUAUGGCAUUAUUUGGAAUAGCAUCAAUUACAACUUUAACUGUGUUGGCGUACGAUCGGUAUUUAAUGAUACGCUAUCCGUUCAGCAGCAGCAGGUUAACCAAGGAAACUGCACUAUACGCAGUAGCUGGAAUAUGGAUAUAUGCAUUUGCUGUGACAGGACCUCCGUUGUUUGGAUGGAAUCGUUACGUAAACGAAUCUGCAAACAUCAGUUGUUCAGUAGAUUGGGAGAGUGGCGAACAUAGUAAUUAUGUCAUUUACAUAUUUGUUUUUGGACUAUUUCUACCAGUUACUGUGAUAAUCUAUUCGUAUGUGAGCCUCGUCGUUACAGUGAGAAAGAGAGCUGCUGAAAAAAUCAUCGGUCAAGCGACCAAAGCGGAAUGCAGGGUAGCCAUUAUGGUGGCCGUGAUGAUAUUGGCGUUUUUAACUGCGUGGAUGCCGUACUCAGUGUUAGCUCUCAUGAUUGCAUUCGGCGGCGUCCACAUCAGUCCGGUCGUCAGCAUAAUACCGGCUUUGUGCGCUAAGUCAAGCAUAUGCUGGAAUCCAAUUAUCUACAUUGGACUCAAUACGCAGUUCCGGUCGGCGUGGAAACGGUUCCUGAAAAUCCCAGGUACGGUGUCGGAAGUCUCGCUGGAUGCCGACAUCACCACAGGUAUGACUAAGCUGAUGACCGGUCACCAAGAGCUACCGGUGCAUCCCGGAAACAACGUCGACGCCGACCACCCGUCGGGUUUGAUAAUGUGCUGCUUGGCGCACGACGAACACCGGCGGUCCGCGACAUACGUCGAUCAGUACGAGUGUAAUCUCGAAAUGAAGUCAUGCAAUCCACAAACUCUAAGCAAACAAACCGAAACAAACCUCGGCGACGUUUCUUUGUGAAUAUAUUAAUAGUACCUAAAUAAUAUCAAAAUACUACGACAAGCGUCGAAACAAAAAAAAAUAAAAUAUAUAUAGUUACAUUCUAAGUUGGCUUCG
This is a messenger RNA of Rhopalosiphum maidis (corn leaf aphid), 1640 nucleotides long. RefSeq names its product rhodopsin-like. The transcript is spliced from 7 exons. Gene Ontology annotation, biological process: G protein-coupled receptor signaling pathway. Bases 384 to 1544 code for a protein of 386 amino acids. Lineage: Eukaryota; Metazoa; Arthropoda; Insecta; Hemiptera; Aphididae. The record is from RefSeq and is a predicted model, not a curated record. Gene Ontology annotation, molecular function: G protein-coupled receptor activity. Gene Ontology annotation, cellular component: membrane; photoreceptor outer segment.